AUGCAUUUCAACAGCUUGACUUUGGCCUCCUUGGCCCUGGUUCCUUCUCUUAUCGAAGCUCACGGUGAUAUCCCAGGAGCUCCAAGAGUGUUUGGUAGAAGACCCGCUGUCUCCAGAGGCUCACGUACCGGAGCAAGCAGCUACCAACCGGUUGUUCCUGACAUCCACGACAAGCGCCAAUCUUCUUCCAACACCGAGGGACAAUGUGGACAGGGUUUUGGUUCUUGUGCUGAUGGUUAUUGUUGUUCUGAAGCUGGCUGGUGUGGCAAAGGCACUGAUUACUGUUCUGCGCCUGGAUGUCAGUUCAACUACGCUUCUGGGUGCGACGACAACAAGAUCCCAUCUGGCAGUAGCACUUCUACUGUUGCGAGACCCAAGCUCGGCAGUGUCUUGUAUGGUGGAGCCGGAAUCUAUGAUUGCACAGUGGCUGGAACCAUCGCCAUCACUUACGAUGACGGCCCCUACAUUUACACCGAGCAUGUCCUGGAUGUGUUGAAGCAGUACAAUGCCAAAGCCACCUUCUUCAUCACUGGCAACAACAACGGCAAAGGAGAAAUCGACAAUGCCGCCCUCCCUUGGGCUGCGACAAUCAAGAGAGCAUACAACGAAGGACACCAGAUUGCAUCCCAUACUUGGUCGCAUCCCCAUUUGUCUAACCUUACCAGCGCCCAGAGAAAGCAGAAUAUGUACAGCAAUGAGAUGGCAUUGCGCAACAUUCUGGGCUUCUUCCCUACUUACAUGAGACCUCCUUACUCCGACUGCGAUGCGGAGUCUGGAUGCCAGCAGGAUAUGGCUGAUCUCGGCUACCAUGUAACCUACUUUGAUGUCGAUACUGGCAACCCGGCUACCGACGAUUACCUCGUCAUAGGACACGACAUCCACAACCAGACUGCGAAUGUUCUGACUGCCUACAUGCUUGAGAGAAUUCUGGCUCUUGGUUACAAACCUGUUACUGUUGGCGAGUGUCUUGGUGACCCGAAGGAAAACUGGUACCGCAGCUCGUCUGGGAAUGUCUUCACUUCCUCCACUUCGGCGAUGACUUCGGCUACCAAGACUUCUGCGACGAUUGCUCCUACUGCCACAUCGAAUGACNGGACAGUGCGGUGGUGGCUCAGGAUUCAUGUGUACUGGCUCCGAGCUGGCUGGUGUGGCUCCGGAACUCUUUAUUGUGGCGAAGGCUGUCAAGCUGGCUUCGGCCAAUGCGGCAUCAAUGUCCCUCAGAGCAGCAGCACAAGCUCAACCGCUGCACCAGCUCAGCCAACAACGGUGUCGACCGACGCGACUUGUGGAGGGUCGAGCGGUAUGACCUGUCAAGGCUCGGUCUUUGGUAAUUGCUGCUCACCAGCUGGAUGGUGCGGCAGUACCGCUGCCUACUGCGGUGAUGGCUGUCAAUCGGGCUUCGGCUCUUGUGGUGACGCUGGUGCAGCAGCAAAAACCCCAGUCCAAGCAACAACCAGCGAUGCUGGAAAGUCAACACUCGCCACUUCUGCCACCAGUAAGGCAGCUACUACCACAAGUGCUCGGGCAACCCAGACAACGACUGCUGCCAAAGCAACAGCCACCAGCGGGUCGAGAAAUCAG
Molecule: messenger RNA, 1581 nt
Organism: Aureobasidium vineae
Lineage: Eukaryota; Fungi; Ascomycota; Dothideomycetes; Dothideales; Saccotheciaceae
Source: the annotation of a GenBank genome assembly